Leishmania braziliensis MHOM/BR/75/M2904 is the source of this 858-nucleotide messenger RNA. Its product is annotated as putative proteasome alpha 3 subunit. The record is from RefSeq and is a predicted model, not a curated record. Lineage: Eukaryota; Euglenozoa; Kinetoplastea; Trypanosomatida; Trypanosomatidae. Gene Ontology annotation, biological process: ubiquitin-dependent protein catabolic process. The transcript has a single exon. Gene Ontology annotation, cellular component: cytosol; proteasome core complex, alpha-subunit complex; proteasome core complex. Bases 1 to 858 code for a protein of 285 amino acids.
AUGUCGCACCGGUACGACUCCCGCACCACCACCUUCUCGCCGGAAGGUCGCCUCUACCAGGUGGAGUACGCCGUGGAGGCGAUUCAGCAGGCCGGCACCGUCAUCGGUGUGUGCACGAAGGGCGGCGUUGUGCUGGCGGGUGAGAAGAUGGUGCCGCACCCACUCUUUGAUAGCGAAAACAUGCAGGACAAGAACACCAGUGGGGAGAAAAUGUACAAGAUUGCCGAGCACAUCGGCUGCAGCGUGGCGGGGGUGACGUCGGACGCGUAUGCCUUGCUGAACUACGCUCGUCUUGCAGCACAUCGCCACCAGUACACCUUCCAGGAGCCGAUGGCGAUCGAGGAUCUCUGCCGCAUGUUGUGUGAUGAGAAACAGCUCUACACACAGUACGGUGGCGUGCGUCCCUACGGCGUUUCCUUCCUACUUGUUGGAUGGGACCGCUACUACGGCUACCAGCUCUACUCCACCGAACCAAGCGGCGACUACAGCGCCUGGAGUGCGUACGCGAUCGGCCAGAACGACCAGGUGGCGCAGUCACUCCUGAAGAAGGACUGGCACAACGAUAUGACGCUGCAGGAUGGCAUGCUGCUGGCACUUCGAGUGCUAAGCAAGACGAUGGACACGGCGAAGAUCGACCUUGACCGGGUGGAGAUGGCGGUGCUGCACAAGGUUUCCGCUUCGAGCGCUGAUGAGCUGCUCGACCCGUUCAAACACCACCCCAAGAUGAUCCCUCAGUUUCACAUUCUUUCCCGUAGUGAGCUGAAGCCACACGCCCAAUGCGCCGACCAGGCCAGGGAAGCGGAGGAGCAGGCGGAGGCGGAGCGCCAGCGCCUACAGGAGCAGGCUCUGGAGUCGUAA